Molecule: messenger RNA, 4377 nt
Organism: Sorex araneus (European shrew)
Lineage: Eukaryota; Metazoa; Chordata; Mammalia; Eulipotyphla; Soricidae
Gene: LMNB2
Product: lamin B2
Exons: 11
Coding region: 33-1895 (620 amino acids)
Source: RefSeq, a predicted model, not a curated record
CGGCGGCGCCAUCUUGCCGCGGCGCGGAUUGAAUGAGCCCGCCGGGCGGCCGCCGUCCCGAGCCGCGCAGGCCGCGAGCCGCCGCCAUGGCCACGCCGCUGCCCGGCCGCGCGGGGCCGGCCACGCCGCUGUCGCCCACGCGCCUGUCGCGGCUGCAGGAGAAGGAGGAGCUGCGCGAGCUCAACGACCGCCUGGCGCACUACAUCGACCGCGUCCGCGCGCUCGAGCUGGAGAACGACCGGCUGCUCGUCAAGAUCUCGGAGCGCGAGGAGGUGACCACGCGCGAGGUGAGCGGCAUCAAGAACCUGUACGAGUCGGAGCUGGCGGACGCCCGCCGGGUGCUGGACGAGACGGCCCGGGAGCGCGCCCGGCUGCAGAUCGACGUGGGCAAGCUGAGCGCCGAGCUGGAGGAGAUCAGCAAGAGCUCCAAGAAGCGGGAGGGCGAGCUGACGGCGGCGCAGGCGCGCGCCAAGGACCUGGAGGCCCUGUUCCACCGCAGCGAGGCCGAGCUGGCGGCCGCCCUCGGCGACAAGCGCGCGCUGGAGAGCGACGUGGCCGAGCUGCGGGCUCAGCUGGCCAAGGCGGAGGACGGCCACGCCGUGGCCAAGCAGCAGCUGGAGAAGGAGACGCUGAUGCGCGUGGACCUGGAGAACCGCUGCCAGAGCCUGCAGGAGGAGCUGGACUUCCGCCGCAGCGUCUUCGAGGAGGAGGUGCGGGAGACGCGGCGGCGGCACGAGCGGCGCCUGGUGGAGGUGGACAGCAGCCGGCAACAGGAGUACGACUUCAAGGUGGCGCAGGCCCUGGAGGAGCUGCGGGGCCAGCACGACGAGCAAGUGAGGCUGUACCGGCAGGAGCUGGAGCAGACGUACCAGGCCAAGCUGGAACAGGCCAAGCUGAGCUCGGACCAGAACGACAAGGCGGCCAGCGCGGCGCGCGAGGAGCUAAAGGAGGCGCGCAUGCGGCUCGAGUCGCUCAGCUACCAGCUCUCGGGCCUCCAGAAGCAGGCCAGCGCCUCUGAGGACCGCAUCCGUGAGCUGGAGGCGGCCAUGGCCGGCGAGCGGGACAAGUUCCGCAAGAUGCUGGACGCCAAGGAGCGGGAGAUGACGGAGCUGCGGGACGUGAUGCAGAAGCAGCUGGCCGAGUACCAGGAGCUGCUGGACGUGAAGCUGGCCCUGGACAUGGAGAUCAACGCCUACCGCAAGCUGCUGGAGGGCGAGGAGGAGAGGCUGAAGCUGUCCCCCAGCCCCUCGUCGCGGGUGACCAUCUCGCGGGCCACGUCGAGCAGCGGCGGCAGCGUGUCGGUGUCCAGCGGGCGCGGGGGCCGGGGCAAGCGGAAACGGCUGGAGGUGGAGUCGGCGUCCGGCUCGAGCAGCGGCCUGGGCUCGGCCAGCAGCAGCCCCGGCGCCGGCGGCUUCCAGGUGGCCCAGCAGGCCUCGGCGUCGGGCAGCGUCAGCAUCGACGAGCUGGACCUGGACGGCCGCUUCGUGCGGCUCAAGAACAGCUCGGACCAGGACCAGUCGCUGGGCAACUGGAGGAUCCGGCGGCAGGGGGCGGACGGCGAGGAGAUCGCCUACAAGUUCACACCCAAGUAUGUGCUGCGCGCCGGCCAGACCGUCACGGUGUGGGCAGCCGGGGCCGGGGUGGCCCACAGCCCCCCCUCGACGCUGGUAUGGAAGAGCCAGAGAAGCUGGGGUGCCGGCGAGAGCUUCCGGACUGUCCUGGUCAACGCCGAUGGGGAGGAAGUGGCCCAGCACACGGUGAAGCAGAGCUUGGUGGUGGCGCCGGAGGCCGAGAAUGGGGAGGAAGAAGAGGAGGGAGCCGAGUUUGGGGAGGAGGACCUCUUCCACCAGCAGGGAGACCCCAGGACCACCUCACGAGGCUGCCGUGUGAUGUGAACAGGCCGCCCGCCACUCGCCGUCCCCCAGAGCCACUGACACUAUUUUUCUACUCUUGGCUUCUCCUUAGUCCUUGAUACAUUUCUAGAGAAUUUUUAAGCGAACUGCCAGGAUUUGGGGGGCGGGGGGGUGUCUCUGCAUCAUUCGUACUGGGUGGGCCCCUGCAACCCCACAUCCGUCACUGCGGUCGAGGCGUGUGCUCUGGUGCCCCCGUUUUUUGAGACCCCGGGCCCCUGACUGCUAAAGGGGCAGUGAGCGGGGGGAGGGAUGGGAUAGGGGGGCUCCCUGCUCCCCAGGGAAGGGAAGGGGCCAGAGAGCCCCCCAGCUCCACAGACUCGAGGCAGACAGAGCAAGCGAGUGGGGUUUAGGGGUUGUUAGCAGCUUUUUUCUUAAGCUUUUGAAAAACCAAACUCAGAAUCCAGGUUCCCUGGAUUGGGGAGGGGGGGUAGGGGGGAGGGCAUGGUCAGGGGUACCCGCGCCCACCCCAGGGCAUUUUCGUGGUUCAGCCCACCGGAAACCAGAACGAGGUUUCAGAACAGGUGGGGGUUCCCCAGCCCUUCCCACAGACCCUGGGUGCCCUCCCAGCCCUUCCACCUUCUGGAACUUUCUGCCGCCGAUGUCUGCGGCCUGCCCCCUAGGGUCCCGGCGACAAUAUGACUUUCAGUCUGGGCAGCAGGUGAUGGCACGGAAGGGGCGCCCGGGUUACCACCCGGAAGCAGACGGCGGUGGCACCCCAUCCCUCUGCAGUGGGGCGGCUCCUCCCCGGCCCUCCCCUGGGAUGGGGGGGAGGACAGACUCCUGGGGAGCCCAGCACUCCCCGUUUUCCCACCGUGCCUUGUGCCGGGGCCGAGCACCCCCUCUUCCCCAGCACCCCAGUUCCACACAGCUCACUGUCUCCGCUUCCCGAGAUCUCGGCCAACCCUUCCACUCCCCCCUCUGCCCCCCUGCUUCCUGCCGGCCCCCCAUCCCCACCCCCUAUGUUAGCUCACCGUUUACACCUCUUCCCUGCCGAGAUACACAGAAGUUAUUUUUUUAAUGGAUAUUUAUUUUUUUACAUGGGUCAAUACAGAGAUGGCUGGGGACCCACUUUGGGGGAGUUCCCCUGCCAGCCUCCCCAACAUGGCGGGGCAGUCUCUGGGCCCCCUGUGACCCCCCCUCCCGCCCCCAUGGCAAACUCACUUCAGAAAGUGCAGCUCGAGUCUUAGUGACGCUAUACUGAGCCAGGAGGCAACGGCCAGAAUCCUCGGAUCGCCCAGGGGGACGUCACCCCCCCUCCGCCCUCCCCUCCUGCCUCCCCAGCUCUCCAGGGUUUGUUGGUUCUGAGGAGGGUCAAAGGGUUUCACCCCGAGCCCCCAAAGGGGCCAGUGGUGGAGGAAACUGCUGGGUUUAGAACCUUCUUCUAACUUUAGCCCCUAUAACCUUCCACAACCCCAGUGCUGGGUCCUUGGUGGAUUGAGGUCAGUUGGGGUUGGGGGGGAUGCUGUUACCCCAGAAGGAAGCAUCACCAAAGCAACACCUAGGAGGCACGGGCAGGUCUGUUCUGAGGCAGAGAGGAGCCGAAGAGCCUGUGGAAUGGGGCAGGGUCAGUCCCGCCGGCCCUAUGUGUUACUUCUGGGGGGUUUCUAGCCGCUUCCCCAGAGGGCUCGGGACAGCUGAUGGGUGGGUCUCGGGACAGCUGCACUCUUACCUGGUUAUGGCAUUUGGCCUGUAUUGGGGAGGGCUUAAAACUAUGUAUCUUGAAAUUGGGGUGUUCGGGGUCUUGGGGGGGAGUAACCAGCUAACCUUGGGUGGCAAGCAUGGCUCGGAGCCAGGUCCCCACCGCGGUGGGGUGUCCCUGGCAGAGGCUGCCACGUUCCCGCCCCGUCCCGUCCCGUGUCAGUCGGGGUGGAGCUGAGCAGUGUUUAAGGCACUGAGGCGCCUCAGCCCGUUCUGGGGAGCGGAAGCGGGCCUGGGAGGCCCGCCGGACAGUCAUUUGCAAUCACGGAUUUGGAAACAGCAUAAAUCACUGUUGCAACUGGGAGGGGGCCGGGGGGGGGCAACUAGGAGGACACACACAGCUGGCGCCGAGGACGCCCAGCUUCAAGCUGGCACCAUCCCUAGUGAGGAGGGCGGGCCUGCCUGAGGAGUGGGGUCCCUGAGCCGGCUGGGGUCUUGGCCGCCGCCGCCGUGUUCACCCGCAGAUGUUUUUGCCCACCCAGCCGCAAUCAUGUUUGUCUUCGCAUGUCCCCGUGGGCGCGCCGACCCCCGUUUCCUCUGGUCCCGAGUCACGGGCAAGGUCUUAGGUCGCCCCGAGUAGCCUGGGCAGAGUGUGCCAGGGUCGGCGGUCGGCGCGGGCGUCUAGUGCACACCUGUCGCGGAUUUUGCAUGCCAAAAUGGGUUAUUUUGGUUUUUUGUUUUUCCUCCAAUGAUUUGUAAUACGCAUUUUAUGACUGGAAUCUUUUGUUUUUGUACAACACGCCAAUAAAGAAAGUUUUGGUUUUAA